Messenger RNA from Clarias gariepinus (North African catfish), 5034 nucleotides. It is a transcript of the gene myripa, whose product is annotated as myosin VIIA and Rab interacting protein a. NCBI's taxonomy places the organism in Eukaryota, Metazoa, Chordata, Actinopteri, Siluriformes, Clariidae. Gene Ontology annotation, cellular component: cortical actin cytoskeleton. Gene Ontology annotation, molecular function: small GTPase binding; myosin binding; actin binding. The record is from RefSeq and is a predicted model, not a curated record. Bases 217 to 3615 code for a protein of 1132 amino acids. The transcript is spliced from 15 exons. Gene Ontology annotation, biological process: intracellular protein transport.
UCAGGUGCAGCAGUCUCGCGCCGGCUCUUUACACACAACGCGCAGCAGCCAUCCGGCAAAAAUAUAAAACAAACUGGCGGAUGUUUCCGUGUUUUUAGCCUCUCAGCAUAAAGGGGGCUAUUCAGAACAGACGACUAACGCUGACAUAUUUCUAAACUCUCUCUCUCUGUGCUUUGGCAGGAAAGCGCGACUAGAGAAUCCGAUAAUAGUUGAGAAAUGGGCCGCAAGUUGGACAUGUCAAAUCUGACAGAGGAGGAGGCAGAGCAUGUGCUGGAGGUGGUGCAGAGAGACAUGCAGCUACGUAAGACAGAAGAGGAGCGUCUUAGUGAGUUGAAACAGGAGCUGGACCAGGAGGAGAGUCGUUGUGUUCUGCUGUCACGUCAGAGUGGCUUUAAUGAGCGCUGCUGCAUCCGCUGUUGCUCAUCCUUCACCUUCUUUUUGAAGCCACGCCGCCGCUGCUUGGACUGUCGCUACAACGUCUGCAAGCGCUGCUGUUCGUAUUCUGAAACUGACAAAACCUGGCUGUGCUCCGCCUGUGAGAAGAGCAGACUGCUGAAAACACAAUCUCUAGAGUGGUUCUACAGUAAUGUGAGGAGACGAUUUAAGAGGUUUGGAAGUGCCAAAGUGCUGAAGAUGCUCUAUAGGCGGCAUGUAGGAGACCAGGGGAGCCAGGCCGAAUUUACAGACGGAAGUGUAUAUGCUGAAAGCACUGACGACAGUGUUUAUGAAAGUGACACUACAUUCUACAAGCACACUGAAGAGUGCAGCAUGGCGGAGAGCAUUAGUGUGGCACUUAGGGUGGCAAAAGAAGCCAUAGAUGAGGCUAUUACUAAGGCAGAAAAACAAACAGGCAAUCAGGAGAAGCUGAAGAAGGCUUGUUACCUACGAGAGAACAGAGGAGAGCUGAUAGAAGAGCUCACCACCAUGAUUGUCCAGACAAUUAUCUGCAAGAAGAGAGAUCUGUCUGAGAUGCCUACAGAGUGUAAUCUGGAGCCAUCACCUGAUCAAAAUAGAAAUACAUCCCAAUCAGCCUUCUCACUUCUCACUGAUGAAAUACUGUCCCAGCAUGACAAAGCUGAGCAGAGUCCGGUGCUUUGCACACAGGGGCUGAAGAAAGAUGAUGUCCCUGCCAUUGCUAGCUGGAAUCAGAAUAUGGACUGGUUGGAAAACUCCUGUGCAUCCUCAGUGCUACAGAGUCCGGAUGGGAACUGGUUUGCUCUCCAGAGUACCCAACAGGCUCGGCUGAGCCUGCCGACCAAACACGAGAACCUAAUGUUUAGUGCCCUAGAGAAGGAAUCUGGUUUGAUCUCAGCAUAUGAUGGAAUGGCCUCUGAGACUGAGUCAGACUCUGACGGAGCCUGGGGUGCUGCCCCGGUGGAGAUUUCUCGCAGACUGUCCUCCAGCAAGCUGCUAAAAGACCAUCACACCACCAGCACACAUUCAGCCAUAAAAUUACCCACAAAGAAUACUGCUGACCAACCUCAAAAUGAAAGUGACCAGAACAACCCUGUGCCUCAAAUCCAUAAAUCAUCACUUCCUCUCCUGAAGAGAAAGGUUUGUUUAGAGGGCAGGCACUUGUCUUGUCAAAGUCAUAAUGCAAUGGGUAUUACAACAAACCGUUAUGGUGUAGAAAGUAGUGAGGAAGACUUAGAGGACAACAGGGUAAAGAGAACACGACGGAGGAGAAGAAAUAAGCGCGAGGCCACAGAGGGAAAAGGCUUGAGCAUAUGCAGUGGGAAAAGGCUAUCUUUAUCUGAACCUCAGGACUAUGGCAGGAUGCUACUGAAUUAUCUGUUGAAAUCCCAGAGCAAGACUCAGAGUGUAUCAGGAUUUCUUAGUGAUGAGACUAUGACUCCAGACACACCAGGCUCUAUGACCCCAGACAUUUUGAAAUCUGGGGACAUGACUCCUGAUGUUUUCAGACCUGAUGCAGAAGACCCCAACACUGACCAUCAUGUCCUGAGUGGUGCUUUGGAUCAGCAGCUAAUAUUCAAACUGGGAAGGCUGGCCAGUCAAUCAAAUGAAGCACAGUGCCAUUUAACCAGCAGUGAAAAUGGUGAAGUAAAAGAGCCUGUAGAUGAGAGACAUGAAAAGGGAGACAAGGGGGUGAAAGACUCAGAAACAAAAGAGAAUAAAGAUCAAAAUGGAGGCUUACCAAAUGUCAACGAUAAUGAGGAAAAGAACAAGAAAUUGUGGAAUUCAGAAACCCUGAGCACAAAUUUGAUUGAUAAUUUGCACAAUGAAUUUUUACAAGAGACAGUAGAGAACCAAAGUGCAUUGGAAAUGGAGAGAAUUGCCACAAUGACACAGAAAGUGUGCUUUGAUUGUGAGGCUGAGAUAAAAAGAGAACCCAAAGAGUGCAGUAAGCUAGAAUUAACUAGCUCUAAUAACAUUUGUGCAGAUGUUAAUACUACUGAAGACAAAACAAGUGAUAGGAGCGAGAGAAUGUAUGUGGAUCAGAAUGUUAAACAGGGAAAGAAAGACAGAUCAGACCGUCCAGCAGGAGUUGAUACUGAGCCUGACCUUGUCAAAAAUCAACACAGUGUAAAGAAUGAAGGUCAUAGAAGAGGGGCAAGUGAUAAGGUUGGGAAUCAAGAGUGCAGGGAGCAAAAAAAAGAUGCUGGAUCUGGAGAUGAAAGUCAAAAAGGCAGCAUGGAAAAUGCAGUAAAUGAAUACAGAAAGCAGAAGGAAAAAGAGGGACUAACAUAUAGUCAGGAAAAUCUGGAUUUUUGUGAGGAAGGCAACCUAGGAUGUAAUAAAAUGAUUGAGAAUGUAGUUAAGGGUUUAAAUAUUACAGAAGACAAAACAGAGGCACAUAGAAGCCAUACAGUAUACGGCAGAUCAAAUUUCAUCACAGAUGAAUCAAUUAUGGAGAAGGAGGAAAUGGGAAACCAAAAAGAACAAACUCAAACAACACAGAAUAAUCCAAUGGGGUUCAACAGCAAAGAAAUGAACAGGGAUGAACCAACACAAGAGAGUGAAAUGGAAAAUGAGGGCAGGGGUAACUUGCUAGGGAAAACACAAGAGCUUAGCUGUGUUACUCAGGCAGGACAGAGUAAUGACUACAUAUUCACGGAUGUUCUGGAAUGCCCUCCUUCUGGUCAGGAUGAGUUUCCCUCCCCAGAGGAAAUCUACAAAGCUCUGUGCUUAGAAAAAGACCUGCAGUUUACCUACACUCUGCUACAGCAGAAGUAUUCGGCUGCGUCUCUGCGCAGUAUUACCACUGAGGUGCUAAAGGUUCUCAAUGCGACUGAAGAUCUCAUCCAGGGUUCCAUGGGUCUCAGCCAGCCUGAGUCCUUGGAUCGACCUGCCCUUCCUCCCACUCAGAGAAAGAAACUAGAUGAGCAUCUCAGCAAACUAGAGGAAAAUGUAUAUGUGGCUGCUAGUGCUGUAUUUGGGCUGGAAGCUGAACUGGGAGAUCUUGAGGAGUGUGCACGCAGUAUCAGUGGAGAAACCACAGACGAAGAGCUCUCUCAUUUGGAAGAACAAGUGGCCUCGGCUGCUGCUCAAGUACAGCAGUCUGAGCUUAAGGUAAAAAGACGUAGUGAGGGUUGGAGCUCAGAAAACAUCUUUUUACAGCCAAACAAGUUGGAUGUCUGUGCCUUUACUCAGUGAGCUAGAGCCUCAAGCAGUCUUUUUCAUUAGCCAUUAUUAAAAUCACUUCACUGUAAAUGUGAUUGUGAUCUAGUGACUUGAAGACACUCCAAAAUUUGUACAGCAUUAUUGUGGGCCGGUUUCAUCUGAUGAAUGGUAAAGGAAUGAACUAAAAGUCCAAAAUUUAUUACCAUGUAUAAAACUAUAUAUCGCAGGGGAUUAUUUACACACUAUGCACUUCCAUGAGAUGUAAUGUUUUGUUUAUUAUGUGCCAUAAACAUUUGGAAGAUUAGAAAUUGAACUUAUGGAUAAUUUCGCUUUCAAAUUGACAUCAAAUUGUAUUACAUUAAAUGUGAUAAUCUAAAAAUUGAAGUCUGCAGGUAAUAUAAAGCCUUUCUAAUUCUAUUCAUAUCACAGUUUCUCAGAAGUUUGGUAGUUAACAAAUCAUGAGCAGUUCUGUUGCAUUUGCUCUUGUUUUUUCCCCUCUUAACUAAAAACUUUCCAGAGAAAUGAAUGUACCUUUAUAACUGCACACAGAAUUCAUAUGAACAGUUUGACAGCAAAAUGUGAUAAAAACGUGACUUAAUUUUGAAAGCAGAAAAUUUUUCUUUGGCACACAAGGUUGUCUAUAACAUGACAUUUACUUUGAAACUUCUACAUAUCCCUCUUUUAGAAGCUUUGACCUUCCAUUCUUUAGUCAUACAGUACCACAACAUGAAAAGCAAACUGUGUCACCUCUUGUGUGAUCAGUAAAGCAAAACAGAGGCAAAAAGGUGGCUGCCAUGAGUCAGCUAAAUGUGUUUAAUGGAGUUUUAGAUAAUGUUCAUGGCAAGAAAAAAAAGAUGUUUACAUAAUUUACUGUUACUGGCAUUGCUUUCCUGGACUUCAAGUAUCUGACAUGAGAUACAUGUGAGAAGCUGUUGUCUUAUUAUAUUUGCUCCAUCCCAAUUUGUGUUACCAUAUGGGACCACAGAUGUAUAUGCAAUCGGACAAUACACAAAUGGACUGUGUAUAGUGUAUGGCUAUACAAUGAACAGGAGCUAUCAUCGACAACCAAAUUACAACUGAAACAGGCUGAUGAUGCUGUAAACUGAACUUUUUUGUAUUGUUUUUUAUGCUUUUCAUGAUUUUCAGGAAUCUCUGUAAUUAACAAAGGUUUAGUGUUCCAGUCACUCUCCAUGAAAAUCAAAUCAAAGUAUGAGUUUUUUAAAUUUAAAAUUAAAACUUAACCAAAAUAUUGCUGAUACUAAAUUGUGUUCUUAAAUAACCACAAUCAUGUUUGCAGGCUGAUUUAUUCAUUGUGACAAAAACUGUGCAAAAUCACAUGAAAUUCACACUGAUAUAACCAAAACAAUGUUGAAAGAAUAUUUUAUUUGUGCCUUUUAACAGCCUUGUGUGCAUUUUAUUUUGCUGUCAGACUGCUCAUAUAUAUAUAUAUAU